This is a messenger RNA of Amblyraja radiata (thorny skate), 985 nucleotides long. Its product is annotated as cystatin-A. Gene Ontology annotation, cellular component: cytosol. Gene Ontology annotation, molecular function: cysteine-type endopeptidase inhibitor activity. Lineage: Eukaryota; Metazoa; Chordata; Chondrichthyes; Rajiformes; Rajidae. The record is from RefSeq and is a predicted model, not a curated record. Bases 50 to 376 code for a protein of 108 amino acids. The transcript is spliced from 3 exons.
AGGGGGCGGCGGCGCCGGGUUCCGCUCAGUAGCGGGGCCACGGGGAGACAUGGAUCAGCAACAGCAACAGAAGGAGCAGAAGCCACAGAUAUGCCCCGGGGGGAUAAGCGAGCAGAAGCCGGUCACCCCCGAGAUACAGUCCAUCGCCAAUGCCGUGAAGAUUGAUGUUGAAAAGCAACUUAAGAGAACAUUUGAUGUAUAUGUGGUCGUAGCCUACAGAACGCAAGUUGUAGCUGGUACCAAUUACUCGUUUAAAAUCCACGGUGGCAAAGAUGAAUACCUCCAUGUAAAAGUGUAUGAAAAGCUUCCUCAUGAAGGAAGUGUCAGAUCUGUGACCUCUGCCACGGAUGGCCAUUCGCUUGACGACGCAUUCUGAACAGUGACCUUGCUUUCACUGAGCUGGCUACUGCACAACACACCUUGUCUUAAAUCUUAACUUCACCUAGAGUGCGUUUCCUGUUCUAUUGCAUAAUCAAUUUCUAUGUCUAUGAAUUAUAAAGGCCAUAAAUAUAUUUGUUAAACCUAAAUAAAUGGAUAGGGGAGAAUGUAUGGAGUUAAAAAAACUAAAACCCAUAUGAUGCCCUGGGCUGAACAGAAGAGAUCUUGUAAUCAAAGAAUCAUGUGAAGAUAUUUCUCUCAACCUUAUGGCGAUGCAGUUGAUGCUUAAUAAAGGGAUGGGUGUGAUUCUGAAACUGAAUUGUUGAGAUGACAUGUGCUUUCAGUGUUGUACUCAACAUUUUUAAGAGGAAGUUUUAAUCAAUAUAAAAAGUAAUGGAGUAACUCAGUGGGUCAGGCAGCAUCACUGGGCAACGUUUCAGGUCAGGACCCUUCAAUCUGAAGAAGGGUCCCAAACCAAAACAUCGGCCAUCCAUGUUCUCGAGACGUGCUGCCUGACCCACUGAAUUACUCCAGCACUUUGUCUUUUUUUGCAAACCAGCAUUUAAAAGUCUUUGUCUACAUCUUAAUAAAAAGCUUUUUGAUUUAA